This is a messenger RNA of Staurois parvus, 381 nucleotides long. Lineage: Eukaryota; Metazoa; Chordata; Amphibia; Anura; Ranidae. The record is from the annotation of a GenBank genome assembly.
AUGAUAACAGGUUGUCAGUUAAAACAAAAGACUGUACAUUCUGGAAAUAAUCAACAUGAAGAAAAUAAUAAUCUUCUCGAAAAACCAAACCAAUCAUAUAUAGCUCUAAUUUCAAAAGCUAUCUUGUCCACUCCUGAGAAAAGGCUGCAAUUAAGUGAUAUAUAUCAGUGGAUCAUGGACACUUACCCAUAUUACCACAACCAGGACAAAAGCUGGAGGAAUAGUGUCCGCCAUAAUCUUUCCUUAAAUGAGUGCUUCAUUAAGGCAGGACGUAGUGAUAAUGGAAAAGGGCAUUACUGGACUGUUCAUCCUGCCAACAUGGAGGCUUUUUCUCGAGGAGAUUAUCAGCGCCGCAGGACUAGAAGACGUAUCCGCAGGUAA